UGACGAGUUAUGUCAAGAAGUUGUUUCCGGAUUGUGUGAAGUAGGUUAAUAUAAAGUACUACAUAAAAAUUUGCUGGGAGUUGUAUAAAACUAUGCCGUUAUUUCUUUCUAAACAGUUAUAUGCCGUUCGUUAAAUCAUGUCAGAAAAGUAUUGUUUUAGAAGUAACUUGGAUUUUUAGCAAAAAGGGAAGUAAGACAAUGUGUAAAUCGUGUUGUGAAGGCAUUUUCAUGAUUUUGUUUAUACAUAAAUAGUUUUUCUAUGACUGUUACAUCGUACACUAGCUGAACAGUUCCAGUACCAUAAUGUACUAAAGUACAAUAAUACAGGAGGAUUUAUGCGAUGUACAUUAUUAAAUUUCCGCAAAUGUCGAUCAUAAUUAAGAUAAGUAUCCGUAAUUUAAUCAUAUUCCCAGAGGUAACAGUCUGGAUUUAAAAGCGUAAGCCAGUUUUGCCGGUGAAAAGGUCGUCUGCAGAAAGUGAAUACAUUGCUUAGCGUGUUGUUUUGGAAUGUAAAACACAGGAAAAAAGUUUCCAUGUGUGAUAACACAUUUACAUAUUGUAAGGAUGAUUAUAUAAGACUACUCGUCAUAUUGAUGAUAAUACCAAUAGAAUAACAUAGUUCGAGACAAAAGCUGGAAAUUCCCAAGAAACAACUGUCGUUUAGUGCUAAAAUGCGUAAAUUUCAGAUAUAAACGUUACCAUGGUUUUAAUAUAGCAGGAAAUAUCAGCAAUAACGUAGUGAGAAACAAAUCGAUUGGAAUAUUACUAUGAGCUUUAGAAAAUAGGGUAAUGAACACUUUAGGAUUGUUUGAUGCAUUUAAACACUUUGACAUUUACAAUGAUUACAGUGUUUUUUUUUAUAACAUAACAUAACAUAACAUAACAUGGAAUUGUGAAUAAUUUCACAUAAAUAGUUUAACAAUAAAGUUAAGCAUGUGAUGAAACAGUAUAGUUAGAACUUUAGUAUGGUUGUAAAUAUACUACUGCACAGUUGUGACUAAUUUUAAGGUUGUAUAUACAUGUAUGUAUAUUCAUAUAUAUAUAUGUAAAAUGAAAGUAAAGAAGAAAUGGACACAUUUAAGUGUAAGGAGAGUGACUACACAGUUCAUGCUGCUAACAUUCACCGCCAUUGUGAUAUAUGUGUGUUUAAAUCUGGUAUCUUCCAGUUCAACCAUGUCACUAAAGGUAGACAUGUUCAUUAAAAUGCAAGGACUAAAGUUAAGAAUUCGAGACAGUUCAGGAAACGGCUCUUAUCAGCAUAAUUAUAAUAAAUCGUCAGAUGGAAUUAAGUCACAGUAUAAAGAACAUCGGAAUAAGCCAAGGUUAGAUGAGCACAUUUCAAAUAGCAGUUUAAAAGUGUUUAACGAAGUCGGGGAAACAGAACGAUAUAGCGAUCCAUUUCAUAAAACGAAAUACUCUAUCAACCAUGAGGAUCCUGACCGUUUCUUACCCGACUCUCAUGGAUCUAAAAGCAAAGAAAUGAUCACAGAUGAUCACAUGGGAUACUUGUUACCUGAAAAUCAAUCAUUUCACCUGUCUAAGGAAGAUGUAAACAAUGAUAAUUACAGCAAUAUUGAAAAUAACGAAAAUAAAACUAGAAAAAUUGACAUAUUUGGAAACAUUGAGUACGGAGCUGACAGGGAACGAAAACUUGAAUGUGAUGAAUGCUUUCAACACAAUUUCAAAUAUGUGAUAGAAAAUGAUAUAUGCAAACUUAAAAAUUCUGAACAAAUAAUAGAUCUGAUAGUGCUAAUCACCACGUCUCAUAAAAACACGAAAGCCAGGGCGGCUUUACGUGCCACAUGGUUAAGUUUUACUAGAAAGAAUACGGACAAUAUUCGAUAUGCUUUUUUGCUUGGAGAACAUACUGAAAGUCGAUAUAAUGAACUCGUUUUAAAAGAGAGCAACAUAUAUCAUGAUAUAAUACAGGAAGAUUUUGUAGAUUCUUAUAUGAAUUUAACAUCAAAAAAUUAUGGGAAACCUCCCAAACUGCGGGCUGGGUCUUGCACCCAGAGAGCAAAACCAAUCCGUCAAAUAAAAUCGAAAUGGUAUGCAUCAAUAGAAAGCUACCCGCAACAACUAUACCCAGGUUUUUGUUCAGGGACCGGCUACGUGACAAGUAUGAAUGUAGCGUCUAAAGUUUAUCAUGUUUCUCCAAGCGUUCCCUUUUUUCAUCUCGAAGACGUCUACGUCGCACUUUGUUUACGAAAAUUAGGAUUUAAACUACAGCGCGUGCCAGGAUUUAACGUUAGCAGACGAAGAAUGGACCCGUGUUUAUUUAAAGGACGUUUUUUGAUAAGUGCUCAUCACAUGUCACCUAUCUUGUUACAGAUGAUUUGGAACCGACAUUGUACCAGGUUACCCAUCUAACAUACUGCCUGAUAAAAUAGACUGUCUAAAUUUCGGGUUACUUCCCUUGCAUUAAUAUAGUGCCUGCAGAAGACCCGUGUUUGUGAUAAUAUAUGCACUUUAACAUCAUGACAUAAUUGUGAUCAUUCAGUUUUAUUAUAUAGACAUAAUAAAACAGAUUUUAUAAAUUUGUUUUAAAUUAUACACACACUCACUGUUACUUUAUAAAUAAAAUUUUAAUAUGUUU
Messenger RNA from Ruditapes philippinarum (Manila clam), 2596 nucleotides. RefSeq names its product beta-1,3-galactosyltransferase 1-like. The transcript is spliced from 2 exons. Gene Ontology annotation, molecular function: hexosyltransferase activity. Gene Ontology annotation, cellular component: membrane. Bases 1024 to 2370 code for a protein of 448 amino acids. The record is from RefSeq and is a predicted model, not a curated record. NCBI's taxonomy places the organism in Eukaryota, Metazoa, Mollusca, Bivalvia, Venerida, Veneridae.